Messenger RNA from Moneuplotes crassus, 316 nucleotides. The record is from the annotation of a GenBank genome assembly. Lineage: Eukaryota; Ciliophora; Spirotrichea; Euplotida; Euplotidae.
UAUGGGUUGCUGCUUCUCGACGCAAGAAAAGGAAAAUCCUCCAGUAGACAUUUGAGAUAGGAAAAGAACAAACAAAGAUGAGUCUAAAAAAUCCCAGGAAAAUGGAAAAAACGGAGAGCCUAAGGAUGUCCCUACUCCUAAAAUAUUCGGAGAGAAAGAGGAUCUAAAAGAAGCACUUGAUGAAAAAAUUAGAAAAAUCCAAUCUAUUACUGAAGAUGAAGUCGUUCAAAAUAAUUAUCAAGAGAGAGUUAGAGAAGCUGCUAAAAGAGAAGCGAUCGAAGAGAGAUUAAGAAAUCUCAGCAUAUCCAGUUCUUAG